This is a messenger RNA of Anguilla rostrata (American eel), 2231 nucleotides long. RefSeq names its product histone H2B-like. NCBI's taxonomy places the organism in Eukaryota, Metazoa, Chordata, Actinopteri, Anguilliformes, Anguillidae. Gene Ontology annotation, cellular component: nucleosome. The coding region runs from base 764 to 1138 and encodes 124 amino acids. The record is from RefSeq and is a predicted model, not a curated record. The transcript has a single exon. Gene Ontology annotation, molecular function: protein heterodimerization activity; structural constituent of chromatin; DNA binding.
ACACUAGUGGUUAAGAUAAAUGGAUGUAGAUGUCCGAAUAAAAUAAGUGCACUUUACAAUCUUUUUAAACUGAGGUUUCAAUAUUUGCUAUUUGAACCAAUAGUUGUCUGAGAUUAAUUUUGGACAUUUGAACAGUAAUAUUUUACAAGCAAAUACAAAACAAACGCGCGUUCAUGUCGGAUUAACAUAAACCCACAAGGUGGUUCAAGCCAGAAACUACACAUGUUACUGACUCGAAUGCAUGAUCAAAAUAGAGUAAUUUUCCGAUACUCACAUUAGUUGCAUGUACGCACAAGCAGCAAACAAAAUGUGCAUGUGCGCCCUGCCAGCGCACAUGCCAAACAAAACCAAAAGGCUGUUUCAUAGAAGAAAAAACCCACCCCAGGACACUAGGCGUCGAUGACAUGCUUUCUCACAGUUGUUUUAAGCAAACUGUUGCUCAGAGAGAGUGUAAUAAACUUUAGAGCGUGAGUAAUUGCAAUGAAAUUACAUUGAGCAUUUCUAAGUGUAACAUUUUAAGACGCUGGUUAAAAAGAAAAUGAGGAGGUGGUGGGUCUUUUGUUUCGAAGAAAGACACGUCCAUGUUUUUUGCAGACCCGCCGUAUUGAACCAAUAGAUUUUGAACAUAAUACCAUGGACAAACAGCAUCCAAUCAGAGUUAGUCUGACGUAAUCAUAAAAAAGAGAAUGAAAAUUUGCAUACAUCUCUGGCCAGACCAUUAAAAAUCGACACAAAAUACGUUUCCUUCACAUCAGCCUGCGAAAUGCCUGAGGUUGCUAAGUCUGCGCCCAAGAAGGGCUCUAAGAAAGCCGUGACCAAGACCGCUGUGAAGGGCGGAAAGAAGCGCAGAAAGAGUAGGAAGGAAAGCUAUGCCAUCUACGUGUACAAAGUGCUGAAGCAAGUCCAUCCUGAUACUGGCAUCUCUUCUAAAGCUAUGGGGAUCAUGAACUCGUUUGUCAACGACAUUUUCGAACGUAUUGCUGGUGAGUCUUCCCGUUUGGCUCACUACAACAAGCGUUCUACCAUCACUUCAAGGGAGAUUCAAACCGCCGUGCGCCUGCUGCUGCCAGGCGAGCUGGCCAAACACGCAGUGUCUGAGGGAACAAAGGCCGUCACGAAGUACACCAGCUCCAAGUAAACUAGCGCAAUACUACUUAACCAAAGGCUCUUUUAAGAGCCACCCACAUUGUCCACAAAAGGCAAAAAUUCAUGAACUCUUUCUAAAAAUGAUAGAGAAGUAGAUUAACCAGAUUCAGGCCCCGUGUUUAAUGCGGGCGAGGCUUCUAGGUAUUCUGAAAGGGGUUAAAAUCUAGGAGGUGCGUGCGUCAAAAUGGCACUUCCUCGUUUGAAACCUUAAUACAAGCAUGUCAGCGGCACCUAGUGUCCUGGCGUAGUUUUUCCUACAAAUCGGUCUUCAUUUGUCAUGUGCGCUGGCAGAGUAGUAGUCAUUUAGGGAAAUUCACUUUUAUCCAGAAUUUUGUUUCGCUGAUUGUGCGAAUUAUUUGAGUACCGGAAAUGACUGCCUUGUUGAUUACGCAUUAGGGUCCGUCAAAUGUGUGGUUUCUGGCUAAAAGCGCGUUAUUUGUUUGUUUUUUUACGCGAUAUGAACACAGUUCUCCGGUCCGACUUUGUUUCGUACUGCCGGCAUUUUUCUUGUAAUUGAGAAUCACUGAGCUUACUCUUGACUGAAUGUAAUGUGAUUUUGUGUUUCAAUUUGUUUUUGUUUUUCUUGAUCAUCCUAAUCAGAUGCCCAAAUUCAUCAACUGGUUUCUUACAAUGUGGAGGAGCAGUGGCUCAACUAAGAUUUUACCGAUAGUUUACCAAUAUGUUUAUUCAUUUUUUUAAAAAACAGUAAAUAUUUCUACAGUACAUUGUGACAACCUCCUGUCAGAACAAUUUAUUUUCAAGAUCAUUGGCUACUGGCUGUUGUAGGUUCAUGUCUAGCACCAUGGGAACCACCUGCGCCUUACACUUGAAAGGGCAAUAAUAAAAAUAUAACAUUCUCCUGAGUUGUCCAAGGAAGAGGAGUUAUUAAAACCAUUUCAAUCAUCAUUCCUAGAAAGGACAUGAAAAGGUAAAUGUGUAUGUUAAAAGGUAAAGACAGUUUAUUACUAAUCUUACAGCAAACAGAAUUAAUUUGCUUUUGAGCCCAUGCUUAAAAAUAGCUGCUGCUGUCCAUAUAUCCUGAAUAACCAGGAUGUGCUUCUGACAGUCACCCUAUAAUUUUUUUU